This is a messenger RNA of Neurospora tetraspora, 1165 nucleotides long. RefSeq names its product WW domain binding protein 11-domain-containing protein. Lineage: Eukaryota; Fungi; Ascomycota; Sordariomycetes; Sordariales; Sordariaceae. Gene Ontology annotation, biological process: RNA processing. The record is from RefSeq and is a predicted model, not a curated record. Bases 83 to 871 code for a protein of 262 amino acids. The transcript is spliced from 2 exons.
AUCACCAGUCGAGCAUAGGUACCGGCUACACCACCAAGAACGACUCUUUCUAUCGAGAUAAACAACACAUAGUACCGCCGCAAUGCCCAAGGAGAAAAACUACAACCCAGUCCAAGCCCAGCGCAAAGCUGACAAGGCCAAGGAAAUCAAGAAGGGAAAGGCGCAGCAGCAGGCAAAGCGAAAUGAACAGCUCGCGAGACGAAAUCCAGAAAAAAUCCAGCAGCAGAUCGACGACCUAAAAAAGAUCAAGGAAAAGGAGGGCAAGCUCACCUCCCACGAAGAGCAGGUCCUCGAGGCCCUCGAAAAGGAUCUCAAGGCUGUCAAGAAGGCUAGAGAGGCACUAGGCGACAAAGCGCCCACCUUCGGCCACGGACCACGACGCAAUGGAGCCCUCGGAAAGCGACGACGCGAGGACGAAGAGUCUAGCGACAGCGACGUGCCCCAAGAUGUCAAGAGGAUACCGAUGCCACGCGACACUCCCCCGCCUAUUCCCAAGGACGUUCUAGACGAGUGGUAUGCCAAGCGCAGGGCAAAGCGGGCUGCGAACGCGAACCACGAGCCAGUCGGCGAAGGCAGAGGACACCAACAGCAGCAACAGGGAGACCAGAAGACCGAGAAGCCAAAGGCUCCUGUGGUCGAGGUCAAGACUGUCUACGAGGCCAAGCCAAUGGUCCGCGAUCUUAAAAAGGAGGCCGUGAGCGCAUUCGUACCAACAAAUGUCCUGCUGAAGCUGGAAAAGGGCAAGGGCAAGGGAGGUCUUAUGGAACCAGAAGAAGCCGACGAACUCGAGAGGGCCGGUUACCUGAAGACCUCCCAGAGCGCCGGUCCACGUGGAGUUACCAUGGAAGAGGCGGAAGAAGAAGAAGACUAGAUGCCGCAUCGAAACCUUUCCGAGGGCGAAUAGGAGUCUGGCAUUUUAUGGUUCAUCAUAAUCGACAUGAUACCAACACAUCAAACCAUGCGCUUCGGCACGUGUUUACUGCCGAGAAACUCGGGGCUAACCAACCUGAUGGAAUAAGCUCCGCCUUGGCAUUCAAGAGUCGAGACCUAUGCAGCACACACUUCGCCCGAGUCCGCCGUUUAGCAUGAAAUAGCCCGUUGGCAUUUCAGCCAGAGAAAGGAAUGGACAGUGCCAAUUUUCCUUGUUUAGCCCAGCAACGGCUUG